AGUCAAGUCAGUCAUAAUCGCCUGCCUAACCUUAAAUUUAGCUACUACACUGUAGUAUGUGAAUAGCAGCAGGCCACACGAAUUUCGCUCUUCUUAUUGAUUUCUUUAGACGGCUCUUAUUUACAAUAUUCACGGUUUUGUCAGCCAGUAGUGGCAUUUAGGCGUGAAAGUAGACAUAUUGGUAUUUCAGUUAGCGUGUGAUAACUUGUGCAACGACUUCAGAUACGAGCAAGGUCUCGGGACAAGGCAUCACCUUUUGGAAGGACAGAUUUGACACAACUUUCAGACACAUUUUCACCAGGUUGAACUCUUCGAUAGCUUCUAUGUUCCUUCUAUAGGCUAGUGUUGGACUGUCCUCUUGGCGUAUGUGUCUGUUUGUCACAUUCCCUCUGGAAGUCUAUGGAGAGAAUUAUUUCAACUUGGAUGUUAUCCUCACGCGACUCUGGAUUUAGUUACGUACUGUGAGAGGUACACGCGUAACCCCCAGAGACCAGACAUUGAAUGUUGACUUUACGACAAGAGUAGUCGAAAACACCUGACUUUACCCGAUUUGAAUGCCUGUGCAAGGAUUUUGUUGGUUUCUGUGCUGCAGGCAGGGUUUCAAUUUGCUCGGACGGGACUAUGGGGAGAAAGAGGAGGAAGAAUCGUUUGAGUUGCGCAACAAGGAGGAUCUGACUUGCAACGGACGUGGUCCACUUGAGGUGACUCUCUCUCAGCCGACUCGCACGGCCAAUGGGACAAACGGACACAGUCUGUCAGAGGUUCCUGAUGAGAUGAAGAGUCUGAUCAUAGAGAAGAGCAAGAUGGGCCUUGAAGAAGACCCCGAGCUGCUGGUCAAAGGCUGGCUGUUCCGGGAGGUGCGUGGAAGCUGGAUCAAGCAGCGAUGCUACUGGUUUGUACUGAGCCAGGACUCCUUAGACUACUACAGCAGCUCAGAGAGAGGAGCCCGCAGACUGGGAACACUGGUGCUCACCAACCUCUGCUCUGUCAUCUGGCCAGACAAACAGACCUUCAAGGAGACGGGGUACUGGAGCAUCACAGUGUAUGGGCGUAAGCACUGCUACAGGCUGUACACCAAGCACUUCAACGAGGCUGUGCACUGGGCCUGCGCUGUCCAGAAGGUCAUCGACACAAAAGCCCCCGUGGAGACGCCCACUCAGCUCCUGAUCAGAGACAUUGAGGAGAACAAGUUUAACCCUGAGGUGGUAGAUAAUAUGUACCAGCACAACCCCAUCCUGAAGCACACCCAGAGCCCCCUGUAUGCCCCCCUGUUGCCCUUCCCUUACGGCAGCCUGGAACACACCUACCACAGCGGUAAGGGCUACGCCACGGUGCGGGAGGAAGCGGUGAAGCUCUUCAACUGUCUGCAGCAGCUGGAGUCUGCGCGGGACCCGGUGCCUCUGAUCCAGGGCGUGCUGCAGACCUGUCUGGACCUGCGGCCACUCCGGGAUGAGGUCUACUGCCAGCUGGUGAAGCAGACCAGCUGCACGCCGCAGCCCCACACCGCCGCACACCUCCGCUACUGGCAGCUCCUCACCUGCAUGAGCUGCACCUUCCUGCCCGGCCCCGCCGUGCUUAAAUACCUGCGCUUCCACCUCAAGAGGAUCCAGAGCCAAUUUCCGGAGUCUGAGAUGGAUAACUAUGCGUCGUUCAUCGGGGAGGCUCUGGAGAAGACACGGUGUCGGGAAUGUGUUCCCUCCUGGGAGGAGAUCCAGGUGCUGAUGGGGAGACAGGAGAUGCUGUGUACAGUUCACUACCCGGGACCAGGCUCCUGUCAACUCCACAUCAGCUCACACACCACCGCCAACGAGGUGGUAAGGAGGAUGUUGGAGAAGCUGGGUCUGAAGGAGAGCAGAAACACUUUUUCCCUGUUUGAGCAGAACGCCCACUGGGAGAGAGCUGUAGGGGGCAGCACCAUCAUCGCUGACAUCCUCACCAGGUUUGAAAACUACCCACCUAUCAGCUACCCACCCAUCAGCUACCCACCCAUCAGCUACCCACCUAUCAGCUACCCACCUAUCAGCUACCCACCCAUCAGCUAUCCACCCCAUCAGCUACCCACCCAUCAGCUACCCACCCAUCAGCUACCCACCUAUCAGCUACCCACCUAUCUCUGAAAAUCAUCCCGUUUUGAUUUCUAAUUACCAUAUAUUUCUCAACUGUUCUGUAAUGUUUCACAAAAGUUCUGAACCUUUCUGUCCUCCUAGUUUCUGUAGUUAGUGUCGUUUGUGUUGUUCUUCUCCUGUGGUCCAGCUCGCAUGCUGUAAAUGAACCAAGUCCCUGAUAACUGCUGGCCUUGCCGUCUCAUUUUGUCAAUCACAAACCGACACCAUGCUGGGAAAGUAGUGGGCUUGUGUCACCAUGUCUGUCUCUCUGCAGUCAGGGCACCAACUGUACUCUCAAUGUGACACCGAUGUCAUGUGCUUGUGUAAGGACUCUGUGUCGCAGAUAAGGAGUGAAUUCAGCUGGAAUAGAAGGGCUCGGCGUUGUUCUAAGAGGUGCGCGUGUGUCU
Messenger RNA from Oncorhynchus nerka (sockeye salmon), 2512 nucleotides. RefSeq names its product pleckstrin homology domain-containing family H member 3-like. Lineage: Eukaryota; Metazoa; Chordata; Actinopteri; Salmoniformes; Salmonidae. The record is from RefSeq and is a predicted model, not a curated record. The coding region runs from base 555 to 2117 and encodes 520 amino acids. Gene Ontology annotation, cellular component: cytoskeleton. Gene Ontology annotation, biological process: signal transduction. The transcript is spliced from 10 exons.